This is a messenger RNA of Microdochium trichocladiopsis, 2040 nucleotides long. Its product is annotated as SGNH hydrolase-type esterase domain-containing protein. Bases 191 to 1585 code for a protein of 464 amino acids. The transcript has a single exon. Gene Ontology annotation, molecular function: hydrolase activity, acting on ester bonds. Lineage: Eukaryota; Fungi; Ascomycota; Sordariomycetes; Xylariales; Microdochiaceae. The record is from RefSeq and is a predicted model, not a curated record.
CGUCGCCACGACGUCUCGUGAUCGCCCAUAUCUCUGUUGUGCUUCGCGCCGGCGCCGACUUUCUUGACUGCUCCAAACACCACCACCCUUCAUGCCGGCUUGAGCUUGGAGGGCGUCCUCAUGGACAGCUCUCUCUCCUGUCUGGCGCAGCCUUCACAGCAUCCGUGGCCGUUGUGAGCCUCCCGGAACCAUGCACCACGCCCUCCAGCUAUUUCUUGCGCUAGGCGCGCUGCUUGUCCGCACAACAGCCAGCUACAGCUUGCCUGUGCAGAAUCACCGGCAAGGACAGCAGCACGUGCUCCAGGCUGGCCAAGCGUCGACUGUACAAGAGCAAAGGCCACCGCAGCAGCCCAUCUCGCCCUUCAAGCACCGCUCCAAUGGUUUCCAGACCGGCUUCGUCGCCCUGGGCGACUCGUACAGUGCUGGGAUAGGCACUGGCUUUCUCGGAAAGGAGGACGACUGCCGGCAUGGGCUGGGAGCCUAUCCGCAGCUCAUCGCCAACGAUCUGGCCGCGAGCCAGCACGGCUCACCAAACAUCACCUCGGCACAGCUGCUCGCCUGCACAGGCGCCACGACGCAGCAGGUCCUUGCGGGCGGCGAGGACAGCCAGAUCGACAAGCUCAACACAUCGCUGCCCACCGACUUUGCCCUGCUAUCCCUCGGGGGCAACGACCUGGGUUUCUUCGAGGUCAUGAACUCGUGCGUCUUCCGCUUCUACAGCUUCUACUCGGGCACGUGUGAGACUGCGCUUGAGCACAGCCGCGCAGCGCUCGAGAGCGACGAGUUCGCCGUGCGACUCGAGAUUACCAUCACCGAGAUCCUCGACGCCGUGCGCUGGGAGAAGAAGCCGUGGUUCUUCAUCACGAUGACGGGCUACGCGCGCUUCUUCGACGCCACCACCGAGGCCUGCGACGACAUGAGCUUCGGCGUCUGGUGGAACGGGCCUCGGCUCACCCGCGAGCUGCGCGCGCGCAUGAACGACCUCGUGCUCGCCGUCAACAACAAGAUCCGCUACACGGUGGGUCUCAUCAACGCCAAGUUCUCGACGGAUAAGGUGCUCUUUGUCGACCACGACGAUCUGUGGGACGGCCAUCGCUUCUGCGAGUCCGGUGUCGUCGAGCCCGACUAUGAGCGCGGAGAUACCUGGUUCUUCCUUGUCGGCGGGGCCGAUAAUGCCAGGAACGGGACGAAUGGCACGUCCACGGGUAUAAGUAGAAAUACGGGCGGCGGCGGGCAGCGCAAUUCGCCAACGGCGCUUGUCGACCCAGCAACUUGUCUCGAGCCAGCCCAGCGCUCGGGCGACUGGGGGGCGCAGGCGCUCUGCUACAUGGCCAUGGCGAAGCAGCGCGAUCCGUCAUUGCGUCCGUCGCCAGCCAUGGAGAGGGUAGUGCUACCGUUGUCGCGGGAUGCCUUCCUCUUGCCGGGCCGCGAAGAUGAUGAAGUUGGGGAUGGAGACGUCCUGGCGGGAAACUCCAUGUGGUAUGUUCCGACGUACUACGGCAAGACAUUCCAUCCGAGGACGCGCGGGCACGAGGCGAUCCGGGACGCAGUGUAUCGAGCCUGGCGCGAGAUGGAGGAGGCCUGAUUGUGGCCGUUUAAUUUUGGGCACUAGCGUUUCCUCGAAGGACUUACUGAAUACUGAAGACUGCUGAUGAUUCCCAAGUUGUGCAGAUUACUCCGGAGUGCAAAUGCAACAUGGCCCUUGUUGUUCUACACUUCGCGCUCCGGCGUGUGCUCGAAGUCGCUCAUAAUCUGAAGGGUGCUGAACAAUUAUAGAAGCCGAUAAUGGACCGUUCUGACGAAUAGAUGCCUUUCUUCUUGACGAUAUCACGGAUGUUCUUGAAUGCUACGACCUGGCUCAAUACUUCACGAGCAAUAAGCCAACCCUUGCCACUCAGCUCAGUCCUCGCCGCAGACCGCGUCGGAAGAUCACAGAGGUAGUUGACAUGAUCUAAAGUCUAGACAGAUCACUCUCCUCCUCCUCCGCCGCCGCCUCCAUCACCACCGCCCCCAUCACCCCCGCUACAUCCGCCGCCGCCG